AUGUCGGGCCAAGUCGCGGCGCAACCGCAAGCCGUCCAAACAUAUGGACGAAAGAGGACGGCCACCGCUGUCGCCCACUGCAAGAAGGGCCGUGGUGUGCUGAAGAUCAACGGCCGCCCCAUCGAUACCGUUCAACCGCCGAUUCUCCGAUUCAAGCUCCAGGAGCCCCUACUGGUCGUCGGCAAGGACCGCUUCCAGGAGGUCGACAUCCGCGUGCGCGUAAACGGUGGAGGAAACACCUCGCAGAUCUAUGCCAUCCGUCAGGCCAUCGCCAAGGCCCUGGUCGCCUACUACCAGAAAUUCGUUGAUGAGCAGAGCAAGAAGGAGCUGAAGGACCUGUUCGCCGCCUACGAUAAAUUCCUGCUCGUCUCCGAUCCUCGCCGCAGGGAGUCGAAGAAGUUCGGUGGAUCCGGAGCCCGCGCCCGCUACCAGAAAUCUUACCGU
Messenger RNA from Mesorhabditis spiculigera, 444 nucleotides. The record is from the annotation of a GenBank genome assembly. Lineage: Eukaryota; Metazoa; Nematoda; Chromadorea; Rhabditida; Rhabditidae.